Molecule: messenger RNA, 1020 nt
Organism: Eutrema salsugineum
Lineage: Eukaryota; Viridiplantae; Streptophyta; Magnoliopsida; Brassicales; Brassicaceae
Product: putative 2,5-diketo-D-gluconic acid reductase A
Molecular function (GO): oxidoreductase activity
Source: RefSeq, a predicted model, not a curated record
AUGGACAACUGGAAAGGUGCAGAGAAAGUCCUCAGGUACUUCCAAGGCACCAAAGAGCACAUGCUUACAUAUAGGAGAUCCGAUCAUCUGGAGGUUGUCGGAUAUUCAGAUUCAGACUAUGCCGGAUGCGUCGAUAGUAGGAAAUCAACUUUGGCUAUUUGGUUGAUCUCAAACCUAAUCAAAACAUGGAUCAAGGUUAGUGUUUCUACUUCUUCUAUAAAGUAUGGUUCUGCAGGAGAUCUUUAUGGCAUUUUUAUUAAUAAGGUUCGUCGAGAGCGACCUCCAGAGUAUUUGGAAAAGAUUAAAGGUUUGACAAAAUGGGUUCCUAGUCCAGGGAAGAUGACAAUCAGUUAUGGUGAGAGACUCGACAAAUCUCGGAAGAGAAUGAAUAUGGCUUCUCUAGAUAUGCUUCAGUUUCACUGGUGGGAUUAUGGGAAUGACGGUUAUCUUGAUGCACUUAAACACCUCACUGACCUAAAAGAAGAAGGUAAAAUCAAGACUCUUGGUUUGGCAAAUUUUGAUACAGAGAGACUUGAGAAAAUCCUGGAUAAUGGAAUCCCUGUUGUUAGCAAUCAUGUGAAUACUAGCGCGAUACCGAACAUUUUGUACUUUUCAUACUUCCUCUUUUUUGGCGGUCUACUAUCAGAGAAGUAUGAUACCAAUUUAACUACUCCCUUGAAGACUCCUUCUUUCCAAUUGUACAAAACGAUAAGUGUGGUUGAUGCAUGGGGAGGGUUGAAUAUAUUCCAAGUUUUACUCCGAACGAUGAAGAACAUAGCCACAAAGCAUGGAGUCUCUAUUCCGACAGUAGCUGUGAGAUAUGUAAUAGAUCAGCCAGGAGUUGCUGGAUCUAUGAUUGGGGUGAGACUCGGGUUAGCGGAAUAUAUACAAGACGCAAACGCUAUAUUCUCAUUAAAAUUGGAUGAUGAAGAUGUUAAUAGCAUACAAGAGGUUACCAAGAAAGGUAAAAAUCUUCUCCAAGUGAUUGGUGACUGCGGAGAUGAACACCGAGGCAAAUGA